This is a messenger RNA of Marmota monax (woodchuck), 497 nucleotides long. RefSeq names its product H-2 class II histocompatibility antigen, E-S beta chain. Lineage: Eukaryota; Metazoa; Chordata; Mammalia; Rodentia; Sciuridae. The record is from RefSeq and is a predicted model, not a curated record. Gene Ontology annotation, molecular function: MHC class II protein complex binding. Gene Ontology annotation, biological process: antigen processing and presentation of exogenous peptide antigen via MHC class II; immune response; positive regulation of T cell activation. Gene Ontology annotation, cellular component: MHC class II protein complex; membrane.
GGGCUCAGUCUGGAUCUGCACAGAGCAAGAUGCUGAGUGGAGUGGGUGGCUUUGUGCUGGGUUCGCUAUUUCUUGUGCUGGGGAUGUUCAUCUACUACAAGAAUCAGAAGGGACGCUCUGGACUUCAGCCAACAGGACUCCUGAGCUGAAGAGAAGGUGACAACACUGAAGGAAGGACCCAUGUCCUGCCUCCCCAAGUCAUGAAAGGCUCCUACUUGGCUCUCCUUCUUCCACAGAGACAGGGCUUUCUCAGGACUUGGUCGUUCCUGGUUCAGUGACCCCAAAGAACAUGUCCUCCCUGCUGGCCUCCUGAGCCCUUAGCCCUGACCUGAAAGCCCCAGUACAGAUACCAUGCUGAACUUGUCUUCAUUUUCCCCUGACCCAUUUUUCUUCAAACCUUCAUGACUCCCAUGAGUCUGAAAUCACUUUGUGCCACUUUACUUUAUUCCAUUUCUUUUCAAAUAAACAUGGGGGUGAAAAUCCUCUGCUUCACAGAA